AUGGGAUUGAAAUUAUGGAAAAUAUUUUUGGUUGUAUUGUGUACAAUUGUACUUGGAACACUGGGUGUUAACAGUAUGUUUAGUGAAAUUUGCACAUCUACCGGUACUGAUAGCAUAUCAUUACUCGAUAAAAAAAACAUAAGCAAUGAAGGAAUAAAAGUUGAAAUAAUAGAUUUUAAUUCAACGGGAAUAGUCUUUAAAGUUGAUGCUCAAAAUGAUCAAAUUACAAGAAUUGUUUUAUGGGUAGAGCUGACAAGUACUCAACAAGAACAACAUAUUGGAUCCUUCACACCAAUUCCUCAUCACGCAUAUAUAAAGGGUUGUUAUGGUGAUCCUAAUUCGACGAUUACCGAUUUUAAUGGAUUUAAAAAUACAUCUCAAAUUAUCUAUCAAUGGUCCGCACCACCAGGAACAACAGUUGAAGAGGAUCAAUCACAACUCUCUUCAAACCCAACCCAAAAACGACAUAAUAAUCAUAAUAACAAAGGAUACUCCCUAAAACUUCAUAAACAACGUAAACACUGUAUUUCAAAUCGACACGAAAAAUCCCACCAUCACAAAAAAUAUAAUCAUAAAAAAUAUAAAAAAACCCGUAACGGUAAUUGUAAAAAAUAUAAAAAACCUAAUAGUAAAUCUCAUCGUAAAUUCCCUGUAUCUCAUAUAGAAAAUAAUAAUACGUCAUCACCAUCAUCAUUUACGAAUGACUUUAAUACGUUUCAAAUUAAAGGUUCUGCAAUUGUUGCGAGCAAUCCGAACAUGUAUAUCAUUUUUGCUUCCAAUAUGAUGCAAAUUGACGGGAAAAUUCCGCCAUUCAAUAAUUCGUUAAACACUUCGUCUAGUGAUAAAAACGAUAAUAACUAUGUUUCUAGUUUUACCA
This is a messenger RNA of Scutellospora calospora, 877 nucleotides long. The record is from the annotation of a GenBank genome assembly. NCBI's taxonomy places the organism in Eukaryota, Fungi, Glomeromycota, Glomeromycetes, Diversisporales, Gigasporaceae.